GAUGAAGAAGUUGAUCAUCGAUGUGGACACAGGGGUGGAUGAUGCUCAGGCCAUCAUGAUGGCCCUCGCGGCCCCUGACGUGAAGAUCCUGGGCAUCACCUGCUGCCAUGGCAACACGCCCCUGCAGAAUGUCCUCAAGAACACGCUGCGCGUCCUGAAAGUCUGUGACAAGCUGGAUAUCCCGGUGUAUCGCGGCUGUGGAGAGCCCGUGCUGGCUGCUAGAAGAAACGCUGGAGAUUACCAUGGGAAGGACGGGCUGGGCGACGCCCCAGAUCCGGAUGCUCCGGGCCUGGAUCUGCUGAACAGUCGGAACGCUGUGAAGGCCAUGAUCAAGAUGGUGAAAGAGAACCCUGGAGAGGUGACCCUGGUGGCCACGGGCCCCCUCACUAACCUAGCUGUAGCAGUACAACUGGCGCCCAACUUUCAUGAGAAGCUGAAGGCCCUCUACAUCAUGGGAGGAAACACUGACUCCAGGGGCAACACCACUACGUGCGGAGAGUUCAACUUUGUGGCCGAUACUGAGGCCGCCUACAUCGUGUUGGACCGCUACACCUGCCCCACCUACAUCGCCUCCUGGGAGUUCAGCUGCAGGAGCAGUCUGCCGUGGUCUUUCUGUGACGAGUGGUUGGCCCAAGACACAAAGAAGGCCGCCUUCAUGAAAAAGAUUUCCAACCUUUCGAUGACAAGAGCUCGGUCGGCCGACUAUCAAAAGGAGAUCACAGCAGGAAAAGGCUUCAACUCCUGCGACACCUACGCCAUGGCUGCAGCCCUCGACGACACAAUCAUAACAGAGAGCGAGAAGGUGGCAGUGACAGUUGAGCUGGUGGGGACCCAGACCCGGGGCAUGAUGGUGCUGGACUACAUGGAAUUGCUGAAGAAGAAACACAAGGUCACCAUCAUUAAGAAGAUCGACCUGGAGAAGUUCAAGAAACUGCUCACAGAUUCUCUCAAGUAG
This is a messenger RNA of Limanda limanda (common dab), 955 nucleotides long. RefSeq names its product inosine-uridine preferring nucleoside hydrolase-like. The transcript has 7 exons. The record is from RefSeq and is a predicted model, not a curated record. The coding region runs from base 2 to 955 and encodes 317 amino acids. Gene Ontology annotation, molecular function: hydrolase activity, hydrolyzing N-glycosyl compounds. Lineage: Eukaryota; Metazoa; Chordata; Actinopteri; Pleuronectiformes; Pleuronectidae.